AUCUGCUCGGACUAACAUUCGCUCGAAGAAGGGGUAGCAGUCGAUGGUGUUGUAUUGACCGGUUUCGUCUAAAGAAAACCAACAAAGUUUAGGAUGGUCUAUAUGAGUGUGGUAUCCGAGACUGAAAACGAGCUUCAUCUAAAAAGAACACCAGGUGCAAGGUCGUGGAGCAUACUGAUAGGAUUUAUCUCUGUUGGUAUUGGUGCAUGGACAUACACACAGGACACAUUGCCAUGGAAACUUUUGUAUAUUUCUUUUUGUAUAAUGAUAGGUGUAACAAGUAUUGAUGAUUGGGAGGAUUGUAUAAUUGAUAAGAAGAUUGGUGAAGUGAGAACAAGUAGAUUUGGUCUUAUACGAAUGUUGUUCAGUGGACUGUUACCACCUAGCUUUGUUGUCACAGAUAUUGUAGAAGUUAUUUACGCUGAUGUAGAGGAGGAUGUUACCAAAUUAGGAAAAGGUUGUUAUGUCGUGUUGAGGAUGGCAUCGGGGAUCGCUCUGCCAUUAACAGAUACAUGCACACUUGGUUCAGAUACAAGGCAACAUCAUGAGAUUGCCAACAAGAUAAAUUCAUUCUUGAAUCUUAAGAAAAUGCAUCGGGAGCCAAGCCUCCUGGAAGAAAUGGAGGAGUCAGACUCUUCAAGUGAUUCGGGAAGCGAAGGUCAUAAAGAUGGAUAAAAUCAUGGAUAGUUUGGAGCAGAUGGAGGAAUCAAAUACUUCAGAUGACUCGAGAUGUGAUGGACUUAAACAGGGGCGGAUUUAUAAGGGCGGGGGGGGGGCGAGCUAGCCCCAGUUCCCCCCCCCCCCACCUUUUCGUAAAAUAAAAAAAAUUUAUUGAUCGCCCAAAACACCUCAGAGGAUAUUUCUGGCCGUCUAGAAAACAAAAAUUGGCUGGGACCUUCUUGGGGUAGUGUUGUCUCCCCCGCCUUCGGACAUCUCUUGAUCCGCCCCUGGUAAAGAUGGAUAAUAAAAUCAUGGAUAGCCUGGGACAGAUAGAGAAAUAGAACACUUCAAGAGACUAGGGAAGAGAAGGUCGUAAAAAUAAAUAAAAUAAAGGAUAGUCUGAAACAGAUAGAGGAAUUAAUGUGGCCAAAAUGAAUAUUGUUGCAGCCUGCCGAAAUAAAUUAAAAAUCCCAAAGUUGAGACAAGCCUGUAGUCUUUGGCUAGAAAAAAUCGCAGGGCCCACGCCCAGUGUUGAACCAAAAACCACCUUGUUCACUGAUCUGGCCGACCACUUCCGACCUGUGGGUUUUUAGUUGGACAACAAAGGUAGGCUCAAAUUUAGAGCCAAUUUUUAAUAUUUUAUUUUUAUAUUCAACAUUCGUCUAUUUAUAUUGACAUUCCAAGUAGGAAAAUAAAUACAAAUAUAUCAAGAUCAGGUUCUGCUACUGUGGCUUAGAAUCUUAAAUUGAUUAUCUAUUUAAUAGACAUUUGAAUGAAUAAAUUGCUUUAAUAAAAUAAGUCUUGAAAAUA
Molecule: messenger RNA, 1470 nt
Organism: Anneissia japonica
Lineage: Eukaryota; Metazoa; Echinodermata; Crinoidea; Comatulida; Comatulidae
Product: cytochrome b-245 chaperone 1-like
Exons: 6
Coding region: 94-675 (193 amino acids)
Source: RefSeq, a predicted model, not a curated record